Chelonoidis abingdonii (Abingdon island giant tortoise) is the source of this 4552-nucleotide messenger RNA. It is a transcript of the gene KDSR, whose product is annotated as 3-ketodihydrosphingosine reductase. The record is from RefSeq and is a predicted model, not a curated record. Gene Ontology annotation, cellular component: endoplasmic reticulum membrane. Gene Ontology annotation, biological process: sphingolipid biosynthetic process. Gene Ontology annotation, molecular function: 3-dehydrosphinganine reductase activity. NCBI's taxonomy places the organism in Eukaryota, Metazoa, Chordata, Testudines, Testudinidae.
CGGCCCCCGGAGCAGCCCGCGCAGCCCCGCCCGCCCCGAGCCAUGUUGCUGCUGCUGGCGGCCGCCUGCGUCGUGGCCUUCGUGCUGCUGCUGUACAUGGUGUCGCCGCUCAUCAGCCCCAAGCCCCUCAAGCUGCCCGGCGCCCACGUCGUGGUUACUGGAGGUUCCAGUGGAAUUGGAAAAUGUGUUGCUAUUGAAUGCUAUAAGCAGGGUGCAUUUAUAACUCUGAUUGCAAGAAAUGAGAGCAAGCUGUUGCAGACAAAGAAAGAAAUUGAAAAAUACUCUGUUAACGAUAAACAGGUUGUGCUUUGUAUAUCUGUUGAUGUGUCUAAAGACUAUGGACAUGUGGAGAACGUCCUUAAACAAGCUCAAGAGAAGUUGGGUCCAGUUGACAUGCUUAUAAACUGUGCUGGAACAUCAAUUACAGGAAAAUUUGAGGAUCUUGAAGUGAGCUGUUUUGAAAGGUUAAUGGCAGUCAACUACUUGGGUAGUGUUUACGCAAGCCAUGCCGUAAUUGCUACCAUGAAGGAACGAAGAAUGGGAAGGAUUGUGUUUGUAUCAUCUCAGGCUGGACAGGUGGGACUAUUUGGUUACACAGCUUAUUCUCCAACCAAGUUUGCUCUUCGAGGAUUGGCUGAAGCUCUGCAAAUGGAGGUAAAGCCUUAUAACAUCUAUGUAACAGUUGCCUAUCCUCCAGAUACUGAUACACCUGGCUUUGCAGAAGAAAUCAAAACAAAGCCUUUAGAGACUAAACUAAUUUCAGAAGCCUCAUCUGUUUGCCAAGCAGAACAGGUUGCCAGAGUUAUUGUUAAAGAUGCCAUACACGGAAACUUUAACAGUUUUAUGGGCUCAGAUGGUUACAUGUUAUCAGUACUGACCAGUGGAAUGUCACCUGUCACUACUAUUACUGAAGGUCUUCAGCAGGUUGUUUGCAUGGGCAUUUUUCGCAUCAUUGGUUUGUUUUACCUAGGAAGUUUUGACAGCAUAGUUCGUCGCUGCAUGAUACAAAGGGAAAAAUCUGAAAGUACAGAUAAAACUAAAUAAUCUUUGCUGACUGAAUCAGAAGAAUGUUACUUUCGGACAGCUUGCUGCUAAAAGGGACUUAGUUUCUCACCUGAAGACUUUCAUUUAAAUGCUUGGAUAUGUGAUAGAUGAGUUCCUUUGAAAUGGAAGUUAAGAGAGAACAAAAGUACAACCCCAAGAAAUACCAAAACUAUGCAAAAGUAUGAAUGAAGACUAGUUUUUUCAAUGGUUUGAUUUGAAGAAACACUUGUGAAUCUAGAGACUAAGUGUGAAGAGUAAAAUUUCAGAGUGGGUUAUUUGCUGGUAAUUCUGGACAAAUACUUAGGUUUUCUUUCUUUGAUGGUGUGUUCAGAGAUAAGGGUAAGUACCAUCACACAUUGAACCUAAGAAGUCUGAACUCUCCUUGAACAGAGUUUAGGCUUCUAAUAGAUAUCCACAACCAUAUUUUAACUUUGAAUGUUCGGAUUACUUUCCCCAUUGUCAGUAAAUCAGUAAACAGACUUAUCCAUGGCUUUCAUCUUGCAAUACUACGGCUGUGGGAUCAUUAGGUGGGGGAACCAUACCUAUAUGAUCCAAAGCUUCUCAGUGUGGGAGUAGUUGAGGUAUGCUUUAGUAGCUACAUACUCUUCUAAAGGGAGAUGAAGAACCCAUUCUCCACUGAGAAAUACUGGGAAAUAUUUUUUUUUGGCCUUCUGAAAUACCUUAUAAACAAAUCAAACCAUUAGAACAACAAGUAGUUAAAAUUGCUGAAAGCCACAAUCUAAUUUUAAAUUGAUGUAUAAUUUUCUAAUGUAUUCCCUUUUAUCUGUCAGUUGAGCUGAGGAGAGAAAGGUAGCUUAAUGUUGCCAUUAUGCACAUUUUUAAAAACUGCAAACGAUGAGCCAAACAAAUAGUUGAUAGAAUCAGUUGUAAUUAAAAUGUUAAUUUAAAAUGCUAGGCUCUUCCAGUAGCAGGAAUGUAGCUUUCGGGGGGGGGGGGGGGGUCAAAAUGGCAUUCCAGAUUAAUUUAUCCCUGGAUUGUGAGUAUAUUUGUUAGGAUGACAAGGUCUGGUUUAAAAAUACACUCCACUCUUUUGGUUUUUAUUAGAUGCACAUAUGAAUCAAGACUGCUUCAAAUCUGUGCCAGACUACACUGAACCCAAUUAUUUUCUAACAAUUUUAAGUUUCUAACAUUGAAAAUGCUUAGUUCAUAACAAUGAUAGCAUAAAGAGAUUGUGAUAUAUUGUUCAGUUGGACUACUACAGUAAGUGCCUAUGAGUCUUCUUUUGCAAAAGCUGCAUCUUUCAUAUUUGUUAGCACUGCUACAUUGUUAGAUGUCAAGUUUUUUAGUCACAAUCCAUAUUUUAAAGUUUAAACCUUAACUGGUAACAUUUGUCAUGCUCACCUCCUCCACAGGAAUAAAGAUUCAUCAAAUAUUGGGUGAAAUUGAUACUGUUUCUUAGUCUUCUAUAUCCCUCAUCUAAAAGAAUAGUUUAAGGGGACACUAUAUGCUAAAAUAUUUUUUCUUAUCUUGCAUUAUUAACUGGAAUAACUUCAAACACACAACUCUACAUUGAUACUAUCCCCCCCUCACCCUCCCGAGUGCAAUUAGUCAAUUUAACUUAUUGGGUUUCUUGCAUUAGCACAGUGCUUUAAUGUUUGCUCUGUAAACCCUAUAGGAGAGUAUUCAAACUGACAGUCUAAACAGUUUCUCAUUAAGAGACUGAGUGUAUAUACUAGGCUUUAUAAUGCACAAAGCCUAGAUUUGGGGGCCAACCUACCAGAGUGCCUCUUUAAAUAUGUAAAAUUUGCAUGCCUCUUAUCAGAAGAAUGCAUAGAUUUGAGCAUAGUAGGCAUCCUUACAAUUCUAAACGGCUGAGUUUCACAGCAGAAGAAGCUAUUUUGCAUAUACAUUAGUUGCUCUGUGCUGUUUGUUAUGGAUUGUGUAUUAUGGAGCAUUUACAACAACAUCCAGAGUCAUUGUUUGCUUUGUUUAUUGAAAGUCAUCACAGCCCAUUCUCUCUCAGGACCCGAUGUAUCUUACUAGUAUGUAUAUUAUACCAAGCCUUAAUAUAAAUCAAGAAUAAGAUUAAAUAAGUAUUGAAACCAGAUACCAAGUCAGUGAGUUAGUAUUUCUGACAAAAUGCUAAAACUAACAUCAGGUUUCUGACUUGUAUCAAAAGCCUGAAGGCCAAGAUUUCAAAAGCAACUAGGGACUCUGGGUUACUCCAUUUCUGGGUGAACUUUUAAGUCUUAAGGACCAUUUUUUCAGAAAGUGCUGAGUACCUAAACUGAAAAUAGGGCCCUGUUUAAAGUAUCGUAAGUUGGGUAGCCGUCACUAACAAGUUUUGAAAAUACUGGUUGAAGACUCCAAAUUAAGUCUGGUGCUUGCUCUUAAAGUUUGUACUUAAAUUAAUUCAGUAGUCUUAUUUAACAUAUUGUGGCCCAAAUCCUGCAGAGAGAUGUGCAUUUGCUUAACUUUGCAUGUUGUAAGUAGUCCCAUUGACUAUGGCCUAGUCUACACUUAAAAUUUAAGUCGACAAACAGGUGUGUGAAAAAUCCACAUCCCUGAGUGUUUGUACUUAUGCCAUCUUAACCCCUAAAUGUAGAUAAAUCUAAGAAUGCUUCCAUCUAUCUAGCUGUCAUUGCUUGAGGAGGUGGGAGUUUCCACAGUAAUGAAAGAAACCCUUCCGUCACCGUAGACUGCAUCUACAUUACAGGGUUACAACCAUAGCUAAGUAAGGCUUUGCAGCUUAAACCCUAUAUCUAUUUUACCAGUGUGAACCAGGUAAGUAAAGAAUUUGAUUUUUAAACAUCAUAGUUUUGUUAGUGCAAGCUAGUGCAUUUAGUUAAUUAAUUGAUAUUUUCAUAUAUAUUAGGAUUCUACGGUUGUUCAUUACUUUUGUCAAAAGAGCCUAAUCUGGAAAUAAAUAGAGCUAAGGGAUUCUAAUAAGGUUUUAGCAUAAAGCUGUAAACAUCAGGAGAGAGUUAAAAACAAGAAUACUUUAUAAUCUUGUGGAAAAGAUGACUGACAGCCUACAGAUUGUCGUCAGCUAAAUUUAAUCAAGAUACUUGCAUCUAAUUUUUUUCAGUAGAGCCACGGGUCUCUGAAGAAUUUAAAACAAAUCACUCUUUACCACUGUUUUGUCAAAUUAACAAUAUGUAAUCAAUGCUAUAACCAGACUCAAAUGUUAUGCCUUAUUUGAAUUCUUUUAGACAUUCAAUUUAAGUUUUGAUAGUUGAGCCAAAAUGUUUCCCUUACAUUUCAUUUAGUUUCUAGUUACUGCUUUAAUGUUAGACUACUUAUACAGUAUACUUUUUAACUAAAAUUCUGGUUGAUGUGCAAUUUAAGUAGGUUUAAUAUUUACUAAGAAGGAAAUAGUAAAUCACAUGUUAGUUUGCUAGGCACUUUUACAUGGUAACAAUGUAUAUGCUGUUUUUAAAACCUAUCCCAUCUCCAGUUUAUUGCUUUAAAAGCUUUUGUGCCAGAACUGUAAACUAAUUCUCAUGUUUUGUAUUUCUCAAAAUAAAUGAAGGAACAAAAAUACUUA